AGUAAGGAGUAAACUACAUCUCGUAAUAUACCGCUUUAGAUCACGUGAUCAAGCUUUCAAAAGCAGCGGCAUAAAUUUGAACCAAGCCUACAGUUUAAGAUAGAAGAUGGCUCCACAGCUAUCACUAAAAGAAGUGUUUACAGAAUGCCAGCGUGGACUGCAAAGCCAUGGAAAACUUAUCAAGAUGCUGAAAAAUAUUUAUGAUAAGACUGAUCUAGAAGAAUUCUGGCUCGACUUCGUUCACCACCUCAAGUUCUCUAUGGUGGUUUUUAAGAGGGAACCUGCUGUUGAAAGAACAUUGGACUUUGCGGUGAAAUUUGCCACGUCCCUAAAUGAAGAAGAGAAAAACACAAAUAAAGAAGAACAAACACAGACAGAGGAAGUUACUGAUGAUGAAGUCUCUGAGAACAACUUCCUGUUGAAGAUGUUUGAUUUCCUUCUACAGUCCCACAAUGCACGAGAUAGAGCUGUUCGCUUUCGCUGCUGUCAAAUGAUCAACAAGUUGCUGAACAACCUUGGUGAAGAUGCCCAGAUAGAUGAUGACCUCUAUGACAAAAUCUACAACAGCAUGCUGCAGAGGCUGAAGGACAAGUUCCCCAUAGUAAGAGUGCAGGCAGUUAUGGCUGUUGCCAGACUUCAGGAUCCCACAGAUCAGGACUGCCCUGUUAUAGAUGCUUACCUGUUCCUACUGAGUUCUGACCCCAACCCAGAUGUGCGCAGGGCUGUGCUGCAGAACAUAGCCGCCUCCACCAAGACCUUGCCGCACAUCAUUGAGCGCACGAGAGAUGUCAAGGACACUGUCAGGAAGCUGGCGUACCAAGUUCUGGCAGAGAAGAUUCACAUCAGGGCCUUGACUAUUGCACAGAGGGUGAAACUGCUGCAGGACGGCCUCAAUGACAGAGCAGACAUGGUGAAAGAGGCCUGCAGCAGUAAACUCCUGCAGUCCUGGCUGAGAGCCUUUGAGGGCAAUGUUCUGGAACUCCUCAAGUGUCUGGAUGUGGAGAACUCUCUGAAGGUGGUGGAGCAGACUCUCAGUGCCCUCUUCCAGAAAGUGCCAGCUGCUGAGCUGGUGCAGAACUUUGACCAGUUGAAUGAGGAGCUGGUGUUGCCUACAGAAUCCCUAAGCUGUGAGAGUGUAUACUACUGGCAUGGUUUGUGCAAACACCUAGCAGGACUGGGGGAGAGUGGUGAGGAACAGCUGGAGAUGGUGCUGCCACCUGCUGUCAAGUUUUGUGAUUACAUACACAAAUUUAUUGAGGACACCAAGGAUGUUGAUGAUGAAGAAGAGCAGUUGAGAAAUGAAUUUAUUGCCCAGCAGUUGCUCACCAUGACAGGGCUACUGGAUAUCUCAGAUGAGAUGGGGAGGAAAAGUGUGUUCAAGCUUGUUCAUGACCUGUUGGUGCUGCCCCACGUCAACUACACCUUGGUGAAACCACUGGUUACCAGGCUGAACCAGCUCCAGACCAAUGAAGAUACCAGGAUUGCCACACUGGUGGAGAUCAUAUCAGAUAUCAGGGAACCAAUCACCACAAAAACUCAGGAACUAAGCAAGGAGGAGAGGAGGCAGAUUGAUCUCAAGGUUGCUAGUAUCCGUGUAGAGUUGAACCAACUCCGUGAUCAGCUUGACCAGUGUGUCCAGCAGCAGGAGUUUGAGAAGGCAGCUGAGAUCAAGAGUAAGGUCAGUGACCUCCAGACCAGCAAGGCCUCCCUCAUAGACUCCAUGCUGCCCACAACACAGGAGGUGCGAGAGGAGAAGAAUGAUGCUGCAACUCUGCUGAAGUGUAUGACCAUCGCUGGUGAACUGCUGCAGGGCCUGACUAUCAGAGAGCUGACCCCAGUGCUGCAGACACUCAUUGAAAGUCUGAUCCUGCCUGGCUUCCAGAAUGAAGACCCAGCAGUAAGGAAUGCUGCGGUGCGUGCUCUGGGUCUGUGCUGUAUUAUAAGCAAGGAAGCUGCUAGAUCUCACCUAGUUCUAUUUAUACAGGUUUCCCAAGUUGAUCAGGAAACGGUUAAGAUUACAGCUCUCAAAGUGAUAUUUGACUUGCUGCACAUCUUUGGUUUGGAGGCCUUUGAUGUGCAAGAGAAUGAAAACACAACACAGGAUAUUGACCAGACUAAAGACAGCAACAGUGACAGUAGAGUGACCCAGGAGAAUUCUGAGGUCUCAGUUGUUGAGGGAGAGGAGAAGGAAGAGGAGGCAGAUGACCAGAGCAAGAAUACUAGCAUUGCAGCCUCUCUUGUCACCAUCUUGUUGGGUUUGCUUGACAGUGAGAGCUCUGACAUGAGGACAGCCACAGCUGAGGGUCUGGCCAAACUUCUGCUAUCUGGACGCAUGGUGUCGGCCAAACUUCUCUCCCGCCUGCUGCUGCUGUGGUUUAACCCUGUAACAGAGGAUGACUCACACCUUCGACAUUGCCUGGGGACCUUCUUCCCAGUGUUUGCUUUUGCUGGAAGAACCAACCAGGAGAUAGUUGAGCAGGCCUUCCUCCCUACUCUGAAGACCCUGUUCAAUGCCCCAGCCUCCAGUCCCCUGGCUGAUGUUAAUGUGAGUAGUGUGGCUGAGCUGAUGACCCAGUUAACCAGUCAUAAACACCUGCUACAGGCACCGCAUGGGGACACAGAGAUACAGGAGAGUUCUGUCCAUGAUAACCUUGCAGUGACAAUCAGUAACGAGGUCCUCAGUGACCCCAACUCCUUCAAUGUGCGCACCUUGGUGAAGGUGUUGAACCUGCUGGAGCUGAGCCCUGGGAACACCUCCAACCUCAAAGACCUGCAGGUGCUGGCUGACAGGAUGCUGGAGGAAGUAAAGGAGAAACAGUGUGUCAAAGCCUUGGAGAAAUUCCAGAAGAGUGUUUCCAAUCUGCUGCAAGAAGAACAACUGGCUGUCCCAGUUGCAGAGGACACAGCUGCUGUAAAUGAAACCGUGAAUGAUACAACUAACAUCACCACAACAGACGCAGAGAAACAGACAGAAGAAUCUGCUGCUGCUGCUGAGAGCAUCAGUCAAGUGGACAAUGUUGUAACUGACCCUGUAGCAACAGAGAUAGCUCAGCCAUCUAAGCAGGUUGAAGACAACAUUCCUGAUUCAGAACUUCCUGCAGCAGAUGCCCCAUGUUCUACCACAACCAAAGGCAAGAAGAAAGGCAAUCCCAAGACAGCUAAUACACCUGGGACAGCCAAGAGGAGGAAGAAUAAGGUUAAACAACAGGAAGAACAAGAGAAUACUGACAGUGACACAGAAAACACAGUAGAAGCAAGUGUGUUUGCUUCUCCGUCUCCUACCCUCAAACCUAUCAGAAGACGGGUUCCAAGAAAGGCAUCAGUCAAGAAGAUAGUGAACUUUAGUGACUGUUUAUCCGAAAGUGAAAGUGAAAAUGAAACUGCUGCAAAAGGAAGAACAAGAUCUUCAAGAAACCAAGCUUUGAGUGACAUAGAAAACACAGUUUCAUAGGGGAAUGCAACCUAAUCUCGGGAGUCAUCACAGUUUUCAAGAACUUGAGAGACUUCAUAAAAAUGGCUUUAAAACGUUUUGCAUUAUACAUCUGUAUUAUGAGGGAUGAGAAAUUGAUUUUUGUUGAAGUAAUUACAUAGCUAAAAUUUACUACACACCUUACAUAAUUAGCAAAGACAGUCAUUCAAAUUUGGUACUGAUGAAGUAAAAAAGCCUUUAAAAUUGUUAAGUAUCACAAUUGUCAAUUUUAAAGCUUUUUAUUACUGCAAAUAAUGUGGUGGAGUUUCUGUAAAAAAGAACUUAUUAGAUCUGAAUUUUGGAACAACUGAGUGCAGUUAAAAGUGUGUCCUCCUGGAACUCUGAACAAAAUGCAUUUUUUUUUUAUAAAUGUAGCCUGAAACCAAUGUUUAACAUUGAAUAAAAUCUUAGAUGAUUGCAUUUUGUAUAUGCUUUUAGUUAAGAAAUUUUAAUAUGCAUGGUGUUUUAAGUGUAUAGUGUGUAAAAAGGACAAUGUUGAAAUUAUCUAUCCACUCAUAGAACCUCCAUUACUAGAGUUCAACCCCCUUAAAAUAAUUGACUCUUAGUCUAGAUCCAUAAGUAUGUUACAUUAUAUUUAUCACAUCAUUUGACUUCCUGAUAAACUGUGAACAAAUUAACACUUGGGCAUUUUUAAUUGUUUUCAAUGUUUGAAAGAACACUU
Messenger RNA from Lingula anatina, 4151 nucleotides. RefSeq names its product condensin complex subunit 3. Gene Ontology annotation, molecular function: protein binding. Gene Ontology annotation, cellular component: condensin complex; condensed chromosome; cytoplasm. Gene Ontology annotation, biological process: mitotic chromosome condensation. The record is from RefSeq and is a predicted model, not a curated record. NCBI's taxonomy places the organism in Eukaryota, Metazoa, Brachiopoda, Lingulata, Lingulida, Lingulidae.